AACAACAACAACACACAGAAUAUACUGUAUAUGCAAACCAAACACACCGUUACCUCACAAUUGUGACGGCAUUUUCAAUAUAUACCUAAAGUUUUUUUUGUUGGUUCAGUUGUUGUUGUUUUUUAUUAGCAAAAAAAAGACAAACCAAACAAUUGUUGUGACUUUUGUUUGGAUUUUUUUAGGAUAAAAGGAAGUCAUAAUCGCAUCACUUUUUUUAGGUGUGUGUGUCUAUUAUCAGUGAUUUUUUUGGUCAAUGAAUGUCGUAACCAAUCAGUCAAUGAUGUAUGUGUUGGGCACCAGUAAUGCCAUAUCGGAGUCACAGUCGCUGAAGCAACAGAUCGAUGGUCUGAAUGCAGACAACGAACAGCUGAGGAGGAAGUUGUCGGCGAAGAACACUGAAUGCGAUAAAUUGAAGCAACAAAUCAAAGAAAUCAAAUUAGAGUGCGACAGAUAUAAACAAAUUAUGAUGCAAUUGAAUGAAACACUCAUCAAUGGGGGCAGCAGUGGACACACCGGCAAAUCCCGUAAAAACAAUAACAAUUACUAUGGUUGCCAACAGUGCUGUCACUCAAACAAGCCGUAUGUAUGCGAAUGGGACAACUGUGGCAAACGGUUCAGAUCGCGGGCCCAUUUGGACAGCCAUAAAAACUCGCACACCGGGCGCCGGUUUCCAUGCGAUUGGCCUAAUUGUGGCAAAAGUUUUAUGAGAAAAUAUAAUUUAGUUGAACAUAAAAAAUUGCACUCCAGUCCCAAUCCAAAUGUCUGCGAGUUUGCCAAUUGUGGCAAAUUUUUCUCAAGUAAAUAUAGUUUGAUGAGACAUCAGAGCCAACAACACACACAGGAACCAAAAGGACAUCUAACCAGCGCCCAAAUGGCUGAGCUUUUUAAGACAACCGAGUAAUUCAUUAUUAUACUAACUGUAUACUGUAUUUGACAACUAAAUAUUAAUAAUAUCUCAUUAAUUAUGUAAAUAAAUUU
Oppia nitens is the source of this 978-nucleotide messenger RNA. Its product is annotated as zinc finger protein 17-like. The transcript is spliced from 3 exons. Lineage: Eukaryota; Metazoa; Arthropoda; Arachnida; Sarcoptiformes; Oppiidae. The record is from RefSeq and is a predicted model, not a curated record. The coding region runs from base 254 to 901 and encodes 215 amino acids.